AUGAAAUCUAGAGUUGGUUCUCUAUUCAAGCUCUGCAUAGUGUUUCCUGUGUCGUGCAAUCGCUCUCCUAUGCCCAAAUCUUCUCUCCCAUCCUGUUUAAGUUUCGUGCACACCACCUUUUCGACAGUUUGCCUCACCCAGGAAGAAAGCAUAGUUGAAGACACUUUUGACCAGCCAAAGACAUCUGCAGAAGUUCUGGAGAAAUGGGGUUGUUGUGAAGCUGACAUAUCGCAGCUGUUCAAGCGGCGGCCUGCUUUAAGGAAAGCUGACCUUAACCAGCUUCAGUACAAGCUAAACCUUCUUAGUGAACUGGGUAUCACUGCGCCUGAUCUUUUGAAGAUCAUCGACUGUCGCCCCCGGUUAUUGAGUCUUCGCAUUGAUCAUUGCUUUGAUGAGCGGCAUAAGUUCUUUAUGAAAAUAUUUGGGUCUAGGGAACUGCUUGUCAAAGCCAUUGUAAGGAACCCGUCUCUCUUGAUUUAUGACUUCCAUAAUAAGGUCAAGCCGACCAUUGCUCUUUAUGAGGGAAUGGGUCUAAGCCGAGAGGAGUUGGUCCCAAUGCUACUAUCGAGGCCGACAUUGAUCCCUAGAACUGUAUUUAACGAUGAGAAGGUGGAGUAUAUACAGAAAACUGGACUUUCGAAUAAGUCCAGGAUGUAUAAGUAUGUUGUAACACUCAUUGGCAUUUCACGCCUUGAAACUAUCAGUGAGAGAAUAUCAAAUUUUGAAAAGUUUGGUUUCUCAGAAGAUGAGAUCUUCAGCCUUAUGGGAAGGUCUCCCUUAGUGUUUUUCCUUUCGGUGGAUAAGGUUCAGAGGAACAUGACUUUCGUGUUAGGACAAAUGAAACUUCCUGCUACAGUGAUUCUUGCGCACCCGUUUUUGCUGUACAUGAAUCUGGAGACUGCUUUGAAGCCACGAGUAUGUCUUGCAGGAAAAAUCGAGGAUAUGGGUCUUGAUGAGCAAAUUAAAGGACCUAAGUUGCUGACGGCAUUGAGAAUGACAGAGAAGAGAUUUGUGAAGGCAUUCAUUAAUUGUCACCCGAAGGAUGUUGCUGAUCAAUUGAUGGAGUACUAUACAAAAGCAAAGGGUGUGAAGCGAUUGGCAGAAGCCUCAAAGAAGAAAUCGAAUGAAGGAUUUCCUUACUAAAUUUUGGUUAUCAGGUUUUCUUCUUUUGACCUCAAAGAUGUCUAGUUUUGUUAUUUUACUUGUCUAUAUCAUUGAUUUACAUGUGCAUUUUGUUUAAGCGGGAUUGUCAUUCUUUGUAAG
Fragaria vesca subsp. vesca is the source of this 1263-nucleotide messenger RNA. RefSeq lists its product as uncharacterized. The coding region runs from base 1 to 1143 and encodes 380 amino acids. Gene Ontology annotation, molecular function: double-stranded DNA binding. The transcript has a single exon. Lineage: Eukaryota; Viridiplantae; Streptophyta; Magnoliopsida; Rosales; Rosaceae. Gene Ontology annotation, cellular component: chloroplast. The record is from RefSeq and is a predicted model, not a curated record. Gene Ontology annotation, biological process: regulation of DNA-templated transcription; chloroplast organization.